CACUUUUGUUCAGUCGCUCGUUUCUCAUUCCUUUCAUUCGCCUUCUUUCUUCAUUCACUCACUCCCGACCUUAGGUGCGAGGCAACACAUUACUCCCGGACUCUCCAAGACAGACAUGCUUACUCAAGUAUCAACAUAUGUGGCCAGUGGCAAUAGCAGCAUGCCUCCGCCCAAGAGACGUAAACCGGACAAGAGAAACAGCCUGACAGCACCCAAGAGAUGCCCGACACAAGAAUUAAAUUCGCCUUUGUCCUCCGGAUUAGCAGCUGUAGUCAAGGAUGCCACCAAAUCAUUGGGAGCACGUAGCAGGAAGGGAAGAACAAGCAGACUGAGAAAUCAGAAGAGAGAUCGGGAGCUCAGUGGCGAUACACAAAAAAUCGAAUCAGGCAGGUCGCAUGCAUCCAUUGAAGCUCAACCCGCUUUCUCCUGUCUUCUUUUCGGUCCCUAACCAUCGACUCGGCUUUGAUUGGUAUGUCAAUGUCACAACAGCUAUUAUCAAGGACCAAGAGUAUCUGGACUUCCUCGACUGGCUGAAGAAGAUGGGUUGUCCCAAGACAAAACUGACCUUGGCAGAGUUCUCAAAUACUGGUCGUGGCAUGAUGGCAACAAAGGACAUUAAGGCGGGAGAAGUCAUCGUACAGGUGCCUGAGAGCAAUCUCGUGACGAUGAAGACGCUGCAGUCGUUAUAUGGCGCAAGAAUCGCUCGAUUCGGGAACAAGGUCAACUCGCAUAUGAUCAUUGCGCUGCAUAUUGCACUGUUGGUCCAGGCGCCGGAGAAGUCCGGAUGGUUGCCGUACUUACGAAUGCUGCCAAAGAAAUUCGACACUAUGCCUGUGCGAUACCCACAGGAACUCUUUGACCUACUACCUCAGAAUGCGCAAGCUCAUGUUAAAAAGCAAAAAGCAAAAAUCAUGGCCGACUACAAGGCAACGUUGCAGUUCUUACAGUCGAAUAGCGACCUGUUAACACAACCACUCCAGUAUGAAGAGUACGAGUGGGCAUGGCUCGUUGUCAAUACCCGUUGCAUCUACCUCGAUGCCAAGAAGCAAGUUGCUGCUGAUAACAUUGCUCUUGCGCCUAUGCUGGACUUUCUCAACCAUACACACGAUGCUAAGACGGAGGGCUUCUUUUGUACUAAAACAAAGUCGUACAAAAUCAGGACGCUGCUUCCUUACAAGAAGGGCGAGCAGGUCUUUAUCAACUAUGGUCCACACGACAACUGCUUCAUCCUUGUGGAGUAUGGCUUCGUAACGCCAGACAACCCUUUCAAUUACGUGACAGUUGACAGCAACUUUCUACAGCUCUCCAUCCCGGGGGAGACACCGACAGCCAAGAAGGAAAAGCUGGAAUUGUUGGAUAUGGCGGGAUACUUUGGCGACUAUGUGCUUCAUCGAGAUGAUGUCUCGUUCCGGCUGUUAGUUGGCCUGCGUCUCCGACUUAUCAACUCCUUCCACAAGUCCUCUGCAGCCACACAACUGGCCAUCGCCCAAUGGCACAACGUCGUCAGUGGUGAGCUGGACCAAAUCAGCCCUGAGAACGAAAGAAUGGUACCGGUGUACGUUGAGCAAUUGUGCGAGGAGAUGCUUGCUCAAGCCAAGACAAACCUGGGUAUCUUGGCAAGGAAAAAGACCACGUUCCCAGUGAUGCAUCUGCAACAAAUGUGGAUCGAGGCCCGAGAUAUCAUCUUAUCUAUCAUGGACAAGAUCCACAGAAAAGAGCCGUUGUAGUGUACUCGCUCCGGCGUUAUAUCCAUUGUAUUUAUCCUAUUCAUUGUAUGUAUCCGUUGUGCUGAUUCUGCAGAAAUAAAGUCGCUUUUGCUACCCUGAGGGAC
Gamsiella multidivaricata is the source of this 1831-nucleotide messenger RNA. RefSeq lists its product as uncharacterized. The record is from RefSeq and is a predicted model, not a curated record. Lineage: Eukaryota; Fungi; Mortierellomycota; Mortierellomycetes; Mortierellales; Mortierellaceae. Gene Ontology annotation, biological process: peptidyl-lysine monomethylation; peptidyl-lysine trimethylation. The coding region runs from base 396 to 1727 and encodes 443 amino acids. Gene Ontology annotation, molecular function: protein binding; protein-lysine N-methyltransferase activity. The transcript is spliced from 11 exons.